AAAUUAAAUUGAGGUUAUAUUUUCUCGCUAGUUUAAAUAAUUGAAAAAAUAAUUAAUUAAGUACUUUUCAAAGUAAAAGCAUGGCUAAGCAUCAUCCAGAUCUUAUUUUUUGUAGAAAGCAACCUGGAGUCGCUAUAGGUCGUUUAUGUGAAAAAUGCGACGGCAAAUGCGUUAUUUGCGACUCCUAUGUGCGUCCUUGCACACUGGUUCGUAUUUGUGACGAAUGCAACUACGGUUCAUAUCAGGGGCGGUGUGUUAUUUGCGGAGGUCCCGGCGUCUCCGACGCCUACUACUGCAAAGAGUGUACGAUACAAGAAAAAGACAGGGAUGGUUGUCCAAAGAUUGUAAACUUGGGCAGUUCAAAGACUGAUCUGUUUUAUGAAAGAAAAAAAUAUGGGUUCCGGAAACAUUAGCAGGCUCCUGCUAUAAAAGACUUACAGUGAAUUAAAUUAUGUG
Molecule: messenger RNA, 456 nt
Organism: Papilio machaon (common yellow swallowtail)
Lineage: Eukaryota; Metazoa; Arthropoda; Insecta; Lepidoptera; Papilionidae
Gene: Phf5a
Product: PHD finger-like domain-containing protein 5A
Exons: 3
Coding region: 81-413 (110 amino acids)
Biological process (GO): mRNA splicing, via spliceosome
Cellular component (GO): U2 snRNP; precatalytic spliceosome; catalytic step 2 spliceosome
Source: RefSeq, a predicted model, not a curated record